AGAGCCAAAAAAGAAAGCCAAAAGUGCUCCAAAGAAGAAGAAAGGUUCAGGUUCAGAUGACGACAAUGAUGACGAUGAUGAUGAAGACACCCCCAAAAAGAAGACGAAGAAAAAGACAACAAAGGACACCUCUCUAUCUGCAAGCUCUGCCAAAGAAAAGAAAUCUAAAUCUAAAGACGACAAAGAUUCUGAUGGGAAAGAAAAAAAGUCCAAGUCAAAGGAGAAGGACAAGGACAAGAAGAAAGAACCAGCUUCAAUGUUCCAGAUAAAUGGAGAAAAAGACUCAAAAAGCAAGAAGAAAGCUGCCAAAUCAGACAGUGAUGACAGUGAAGAAGAGACAAAGACAACCAAAUCAAAGAAGAAAUCCACAGCCGGCUCAGCGUCCAUGUUCCAAACAUCAGGAGACAAGGACAAAGAUAAAGACAAAGACAAAGGCAAAGACAAAGACAAGAAGACAAAGAAGAAAGGAAAGGCAGAUGAUAGCGAUGAUUCUGAGUCCGAAAAAGAGGAAAAAUCAAAAAAGAAAAAAGGCAAAGGGAAGAAGAAAAAGGAGAGAUCUCCGUCACCUGAGAUUGAAUUUGACGACUUGGAGAAGUUUGUGAUAGAGCCAGCUCAGCAGGGCGUGACUGUCAAAUGCAGAGUGACUCGAGACCAGAGAGGGAUGGAUAAGAGCCUCUACCCUCUGUAUUACCUUCACCUCGACAAUGAGAAAAAGACAUUCUUGUUGGCUGGGAGGAAACGAAAGAAAAGUGCAACUUCAAAUUACCUCAUCUCCAUUGACGCCACAGAUUUAUCAAGAGGUGGAGAGAACUUUGUUGGAAAGUUGAGAUCCAAUUUAAUGGGGACUAAGUUCACCGUAUUUGACAAUGCUCUGCAUCCAGACAGAGCUCUUCCAGACAUGUCUAAUGCACGUCAGGAAUUAGCAGCUAUUAUCUAUGAAACAAACGUCUUAGGAAUGAAAGGGCCCAGAAGGAUGACGGUCCUCAUUCCAGGAAUGAGCAAAGAAAACGAGCGAGUACCUUUCCGACCAAGAAAUGACUGUGACGGCUUGUUGAUAAGAAACCAGAAUAGAAGGAUGGAAAAUAUAAUCGAGCUUCACAACAAGACGCCUGUGUGGAAUGAAGAAACUUCAUCUCACGUGCUCAAUUUCAACGGCAGGGUCACCCAGGCCUCCAUCAAGAACUUCCAGAUAGUCCAUAGCAAAGACUUGGACUACAUUGUGAUGCAGUUUGGCCGAAUAGCUGAUGACAUUUUCACGCUGGACUACAACUACCCGAUGUGUGCUGUGCAGGCCUUUGCCAUCGCACUCUCCAGCUUUGACGGUAAAAUCGCGUGUGAAUAACACAAAGAUUUCCACUCGUCUACUAACACUGAAACCUGCAGCAUGCUCCCACUCGCAUCAGAACAUCUCAUGACUUUGGAUCCGCCUACAACACUUCCUGUGAUGGAUGCUGAUAACAAAUGAUGGUUCCUUGUAUGCAGCAAUACUCGCCGUUGCGCUUUGGCCUUGAUGUGAUUCACCAGAGGAGUAAGAAACUAAAUUGGUCUCGUAUUAUCGUCUGAUCUUGCACGACAUGACACAGGAGGGUUCUGGUUUUUGGUCCCAGUAAUUCAGUGAAAACGUCUAAAUUACUGUGAAUUACUUCAAAGGACUCCAUUGGCUGGAGAGUUAUGGGUGUUUUGGUGGUAUGCCUUGAUGAUGAAGGUGUUAAGAUCACUAACAUCAUUAAAAGAUGUUGAACUUUGUUGAGCUGUCUUGCAUUGUACUGCUGUGUGCUGGGCAUGUCACUUACAUCUUGUGUGAGAUCUGACUGUUAAAUGCAAACAUAACACACUGUUACACUCACAACAUAACUGAUACUAAUUUACUUUUAGGCCAAGGACAACAGGUAUCAAGUCUCACAGCUGUGUAACACAAAAGACCAUAUUUUAGUAAUUUCAUUGAAGCAUAGCCUUCAGGUAUCAAGCUAUGCUAGAGAAACAAACAUAGAAGUGUAACAUUUUGGUGUAGACGUGUCUUCAGUUGUUGGUAUCUAGUGCUAACAUGUCAUGUUUGUCUAUAUUUCAGUUUUCUUUCCCUUCCCAUCUCAGAUUUUUGGAUCUGAGCUCCUGUAGGUUUUUCUAUAAUGUGCUUUUUGUGAUUUUCUUUUUUCUGAACACUGCCUUUGUUGCAUUUCUAGGCUUAUUGUAAUAAUGUUAUUUAAUAAAGCAUGUGAAUUUAUUUC
Larimichthys crocea (large yellow croaker) is the source of this 2225-nucleotide messenger RNA. RefSeq names its product tubby-related protein 1. The record is from RefSeq and is a predicted model, not a curated record. The transcript has 11 exons. Gene Ontology annotation, cellular component: cilium. The coding region runs from base 257 to 1342 and encodes 361 amino acids. Gene Ontology annotation, molecular function: actin filament binding. Lineage: Eukaryota; Metazoa; Chordata; Actinopteri; Sciaenidae. Gene Ontology annotation, biological process: protein localization to cilium.